Molecule: messenger RNA, 1143 nt
Organism: Propithecus coquereli (Coquerel's sifaka)
Lineage: Eukaryota; Metazoa; Chordata; Mammalia; Primates; Indriidae
Product: microtubule-associated proteins 1A/1B light chain 3A-like
Exons: 6
Coding region: 50-1042 (330 amino acids)
Biological process (GO): SRP-dependent cotranslational protein targeting to membrane, translocation; cellular response to nitrogen starvation; autophagosome assembly
Cellular component (GO): cytosol; Sec61 translocon complex; autophagosome membrane
Molecular function (GO): signal sequence receptor activity; ribosome binding; ubiquitin protein ligase binding
Source: RefSeq, a predicted model, not a curated record
GUUCAGGGAGAAGGUCCUGUGGACGGCCAUCACCCUCUUCAUCUUCCUCAUGUGCUGCCAGAUCCCUCUGUUCGGUAUCAUGUCUUCAGACUCGGCCGAACCGUUCUACUGGAUGCGAGUGAUGCUGGCUUCUAACCGAGACACCUUGAUGGAGCUGGGAAUAUCUCCCAUCAUCGUCUCCAGCGUCAUCACGAAGCUCCUGGCCGGAGCCAAGAUCACUGAAGUCGGCAACACCCCCAAAGACCGAGCUCUCUUCAACAGCGCCCAAAAGUUGUUUCGCGUGACUAUCAUCAUUGGCCAGGCCGUCGUGUACGUGAUGAUGGGAACGUACGGGGACCCUUUGGAGAUGGGCGCUGGCAUCUGCCUGCUGGUCACUAUCCAGCUUUCCAUUGGUGGCCUGAUUGUCCUGCUUUUGCAUGGAUUCCUGCAAAGAGGGUAUGGCCUGGGCUCUGGGAUGUCCCUCUUCGUUUCCGCCAACAUCUGCGAGAGCAUCGUGUGGAAGGCGUUCAGCCCCACGAGCGGCAUCCUCACCCGAGCCGCCGCCGCCACCGCCGCCGCCGCCGCCGCCACGCUCCUAGCGAGCCCCAGAGCCCUUAAGCGUGAGGCGCGAGCCCCCGAAACCCCCAAACCGCAUUCACAUGCUCAGGCGCACCCCGGCGCCCAGGCCUGCGCCGUGGUGCCCUGGGAGCGGUCCUUCAAGCAGCGGCGGAGCUUCGCCGACCGCAGCAAGGAGGUGCAGCAGGCCCGCCACCAGCACCCCAGGAAGAUCCUGGUGAUCAUCGAGCGCUACCAGGGCGAGAAGCAGCUGCCGGUCCUGGACAAGACCAAGUUCCUCGUCCCGGACCACGUCAACGGGAGCCAGCUGGUCAAGAUGAUCCGGCGCCGCCUGCAGCUGAAGCCCACGCAGGCCUUCUUCCUGCUGGUGAACGACCACGGCAUACUCAGCCUGUCCACGCCCAUCGCGGACAUCUACGAGCAGGAGAAGGACGAGGACGGCUUCCUCUACAUGGUCUACGCCUCCCAGGAGACCUUCGGCUUCUGAGCCAGCAGCCCCUGCCUGUCUGCCCCCCACCCACCGGAGGCUGUGCCCCCUGUCUGGACCUGCCCACCCCUGACAGUUCCCUGGCUCCCCGGUCUACACGU